Messenger RNA from Aureobasidium vineae, 2283 nucleotides. The record is from the annotation of a GenBank genome assembly. NCBI's taxonomy places the organism in Eukaryota, Fungi, Ascomycota, Dothideomycetes, Dothideales, Saccotheciaceae.
AUGGAUGAAACAACAGCUCUCCACACGUCUGCCUCUAGCAGCGACCUCAAGCGCGACUCUGCCAUCGCAAAACCCACCACUGCCUCCACCAACCCCCAAGCCCCUACCCUGACUCUUUCGCCGAGUGCAAGCGUGCCGUCCAUCAUCGUCCACGAUGCCAUCGCCGCUGCUCCCAAAUCAACCCGAAAUCCUCCCUCCUUUCUGCGACGCAAAUCGAAGCCUCUCGACGAAGACAGCGACCAAGACCUCGCCGAAUCCCCUCGUUCCAACCUAAGUCACCCUCGCAUCCGCUCUUUCCACCCCAUCGACAUGGACAUCCCCACGACGGGCUUCGACGACCUCACGUCGCCCGACUCGCUCAAGUUUUCGACCCGCGGUAGCAUCAUGGUGAACUCGAAAAAGCUGGCAAAGAUGAUGCGACAACACGAUGGCGACUGCACCGAUGGCGAUGUUACUGACACCGACUUCCACACGGCUCCCAAUUCGCCCACCUUCUCCCCUCGCAUCCAGGCUCCGCCGUCACCUCCACUAUCUCCCAUCCCCUCGUCACCACCGAAUCCGAAGCGUCUGACAACCGGUCCUCGCACACCGAGCGUACACAUGCUGAAUGCCGUUCUCGAUGGUCGGCGAGUGCUUUCGGCUGAAGAGAGGACCUUCUCGCAANAAGUGCGAUCCAUGUACAAGUACGGCGAUGAGAGGGCUGCCGACUGGACCACUCCUGCCGAACUGGACCGGGAAGACACGCCCGAACCACCUACCCCUUCACGCUCCCUCACCAACCCUCGUCGAAGACCUGUCACAAGUCGAAGCGCGAGGCCCAGGGAUUUUCACGACCGCUUCAGCUUUAUCCAGAAUGAGUUCGAAUGUGCAGGCGGCGUCGAGGAUUGGGAAGACCUGUCUGGCAAAGACGUUGAUCGCUACGGCUUCAUCAACCCGACCAAAUUCAUCCCCACCGAAGGCCCGCAAGGCACGUCUGUGAAGCCUAGUCUUCAGCGUGUCACGACAUCACUACAACUCUUGUCCAGCAGUCCGCGCAGGCGCAGAGGCUUGAUUAGAGGUCCCUCCACAGCCAGAUCUUCGCGCUCUCUUCCCGCUCCGACCCGCACCAACACCCGUGGCACUGUCGCUUCAUCUCCUUCCGGCCACGCUGCCUCCGUGUACUCGUUUCAAUCCAGCCACUCGCAAAAUCGCUCGCACAACCCUUUCCGAUCUCGCGAUCGUCGUAUCCUCGACGACGCGAGCGACAUGCUCACACUGCCCGCCUGUCUCGAUAACCUCGCAGAAGAGGAUGCGCAUGAAGGCUUCUUGAGACGCCGCGAAGUUUUGCGCGAAGAGAAGUGGCGCAAGAUGGCACGUUUGAUGCCAGAAGGUCCCAAAGGCGGCGGCAUGAACUUCGAGUUCGAUGUGACGGACCCCAAGCUUGUAGCGCGUACUUGGAAGGGUGUGCCUGACAAAUGGCGCGCAACUGCAUGGCACGCUUUCCUGUCCGCCUCGGCCAAGCGUCGCGGAGGAUGUCAGUCUGAUGAAGAGCUUAUCGAGAUCUUCCACGAACUGCAGGAGGAAAGUUCUGCCGAUGAUGUACAGAUUGAUGUCGAUGUUCCUAGAACGAUCAGCAUGCACAUCAUGUUCCGUCGCAGAUACCGAGGAGGCCAGCGUUUACUCUUCCGCGUGCUCCAUGCCAUCUCCGUACACUUCCCUUCUACUGGAUACGUCCAAGGUAUGGCUUCUUUGGCCGCCACUCUACUCUGCUAUUACGACGAAGAACACACGUUCAUCAUGCUCGUACGCAUGUGGGAGCUGCGUGGACUCAAGGUGCUCUACGAACAUGGCUUCUCAGGACUCAUGACAACGCUCAAGGAGUUUGAGACCGACUGGCUGGCCAACGACCAAGACCUCAAAGCGAAACUCGACGAUUUUGGCAUUGACGCCAUGACCUACGGUACCAAAUGGUACCUUACACUCUUCAACCUGAGCAUGCCUUUCCCAGCACAACUCCGCGUUUGGGACGUGUUUAUGCUGUUGGGCGAUGCUAAUUUCCCUGGCAACCCACCACCUACCCAUGAGAGCAAAUCUAUCUUUGACGGCGCCGACUUGAGUGUGCUGCACGCAACCAGUGCUGCGUUAGUCGACGCUACCAAGUCUCUCAUCGUCGAAGGCGACUUUGAGAACGCAAUGAAGGUGCUCACCAGUUGGGUGCCUGUACGCGACGAAGACAUGCUGAUGCGUGUCGCAAAAGCUGAAUGGAAGAUUCAUAUGAAGAAUCGCAGACAUGCUUCCCCUUAA